Molecule: messenger RNA, 483 nt
Organism: Prorocentrum cordatum
Lineage: Eukaryota; Dinophyceae; Prorocentrales; Prorocentraceae
Source: the annotation of a GenBank genome assembly
AUGGCCUCCUUCCCCUCCUCCCCUCCAGGCAUGAGACUGUUUUUCUGGAUGUUCGACGUCCCCCGAUGCCUCCUCCGCGACGGCAGGAGGCGAACGCCGCCUCUGGGCACCCUCCCGUGCUCACCCCAGAGCGGCGUCGAGCAGUCCCUGCGGGCCGCCCGAGGCAAAGGCCUCGGGAGCUCCAGGCGCGGCGAGUGCCGUCUGUGGCGCCGUCGAACCCGACGGGCCCGCUCGUGCUGGUCUGUCGCCCUGGGAGAGGCUGUGACGGUGCUGAGGACUGUGCAGCUCUCGCUGUGCGGCAGGGGGCAUGUUGAACAGAUCGGCUCUGUGGGACCACACGUGAGCCGCGGAUCGCUGCCACCAGUGUUCAUUGUCGAAUGCUGUGCGGCGCCUGGUUCUCAGUUGUCGAAUUCGGGUGCUGUGUCAUGCCUGUUUCCUGUGCGUGUUACGGCGCUGCCGAGUGCCAGAACAGUGUCAGCCUAA